AUGCAGCUCGGGCGCGACAUCGAGCUCGAGAUCUUCCGCCACUUCCACGGCGUCGCCAUGUUCAUCGAGAAGGCGGCUGCAACAGGGCCCAGCAGUGAGAUCGAGGUGGCAUUCAAGGUCAUCGUCGGCUCCCCGCCCAUGUUCCGAGGCACCACGCAGACCGGGCGCGACAUCGAGCUCGAGAUCCUCCGCCACUUCCACGCCACUUCCACGGCGUCGCCAUUUCCAUCGAGAAGGCGGCUGCGACAGGGCCUAGCAGUGAGAUCGAGGAGGCGUUCAAGGUUUGCCAAGCAGAUCAGCGAGAGCCAGACCAUCUGGUUAUAUACUGCGGUACUUGAAGGCCUUCCAAUGAUGAAGCAGAUCCUCCACGACAAUGACCUCACUGCCAUGGCCACCGUCGCGCACUACACAUGUGCAUACGAGGCCACCGCCAAGCUCGAGUGGUGGGACAAGUCCAGGAGACGGCGUCAGACUUGCCCCUGCCAGUCGCGCCGGUGGGGCAUCAACGACCCAUCGGUCGGCAACCGCUCCAUUCAGAAGGAGAACUUUGACUCACUGGCCAGUCCCGUUGGAUGGCAUUCUUUGCCUUAUUACGUGGACCCUGUUUCCGUUGGCUUCAAACCGGAGGACUGCCAGAAGCUGCGGAUCACCACGACGACGUGGGGCGACAACGUCUUCAUCCAUGAGAACUGGGAAGGGCGCAACAGCUGGCAGACCAACUAUCGCCAGGAUGCUGGCGUGGACCUGAAGUACGUCAACGCCUCGGUCACGUCGCUUUUCUACAUGUCCAACUUGGUUCACGAUCUCUACUACCGUUAUAGCUUCGACGAGGUGUCGGGCAACUUCCAGCAGCACAAUUUCGGCCGUGUCGGUGAGGAGAGCGAUGCUGACGUCGCCAAAGGUCUAUAA
Sparassis crispa is the source of this 909-nucleotide messenger RNA. RefSeq lists its product as hypothetical. Gene Ontology annotation, molecular function: zinc ion binding; metalloendopeptidase activity. Lineage: Eukaryota; Fungi; Basidiomycota; Agaricomycetes; Polyporales; Sparassidaceae. The transcript is spliced from 6 exons. The record is from RefSeq and is a predicted model, not a curated record. The coding region runs from base 1 to 909 and encodes 302 amino acids.